Messenger RNA from Tribolium castaneum (red flour beetle), 2650 nucleotides. It is a transcript of the gene scaf6, whose product is annotated as calcium homeostasis endoplasmic reticulum protein. NCBI's taxonomy places the organism in Eukaryota, Metazoa, Arthropoda, Insecta, Coleoptera, Tenebrionidae. The record is from RefSeq and is a predicted model, not a curated record. The transcript is spliced from 8 exons. Gene Ontology annotation, biological process: RNA processing; intracellular calcium ion homeostasis. Gene Ontology annotation, molecular function: RNA binding. The coding region runs from base 128 to 2398 and encodes 756 amino acids. Gene Ontology annotation, cellular component: perinuclear region of cytoplasm.
GUUACGUUGGCCGAACUGCGUGUCAGUGUUCCUACAUUCGAGAGCGUUUUGUCAAUUUUCAAAUAAUCCCAUAUUUCCCGAAUUAAUGAGUUUUCUGAGAUAAAGUAUGCUUUAACUUAGGAUUGCAAUGGAUUUGCCGCAGCCGCCCCAAGAUACUGAAUUAAGAAAUAUUAUCGACAAACUCGCCCAAUUUGUUGCUAGAAAUGGGCCCGAGUUCGAACAGAUGACCAAAAACAAGCAGAAAGGCAACCCCAAGUUCCAGUUUCUGUAUGGAGGAGAGUAUUACAAUUACUAUCAGUAUAAAGUCACCACGGAGCAAGCAGUGCUAAAGCAGCAGGGGAUUUUGGAGAACAGUCCGAAUAACUGGAACUCGCCAUCCACGAUGCACAAUUCCGAGAUUGAACAAAUCUCAAUGCAGCAAGACAGUUUGAGGGAGCAGAUCAAGCAAAGUGAGCAGAAUCUGUCGGCGCAGCAUACGGUGUUGCUGCAACAGCAGCAGGCCCAGGCUGAGGCUGUGGUGGCCAAGUGUGAAGCCGCAGCUUUGCAGAAGGAGGCGGAAGCUUGUGAUAUAAUUUUAGAGGACAUUUACAAUAUUUUGCAACCCAUUAUUGAGAGUUGCACGAAGGACAGUAUAAGCAACGGCAAGUCUUGGUUUCUGCAACAUGCAAACAGCAAGGAGCAGGCUUAUUGCAUAGUCCACUGUUUACUAACAAAAGUAAUAGAAGCGUCCGUGUUUUCGCAAAAACUCCACGUCAUUUAUUUAGUCAACGACCUCUUGCACCACUGUGCGAGAAAAAACGCAAAUGAGCUCAAGGAAGCUUUAGAAUCUGUAGUGGUUCCAAUGUUUUGCAACGCCCACAUAAGCGCGACAGAAGACCAACGAGCAAAGUUAGAAAAAUUACUAAAAUUGUGGGAAUCGAAAGCCAAUUAUUUGGACCCGAACACCGUCGAAAAAAUGCGCCAACCGACCCAAAGUUAUCAGCAGUAUCAGUCUCAGCUGAUGAUGAAAUACGCGUCGGAAAUCGGAUCUUUAGCACAACAGACGAAACAAACUUAUGACAACUACCAGGCGCAACAUCAAGCAUUCGUGUGUCACGCCAUGCAACAGAUUGCCGAUUUACAACAGCAGAAGCAGAACAUCGAACAGCAGCCGCCGCCGCCGCCACAACAGCAGCCGCCCCCGAUGCAGAACACGAACAUAAUUCCACUUGACCCCAUCCAAGCGAGUCUUCAGCAAACCAUCCAAAAUCUCAGCCAGCAAAACAGCAGUCAGAAUCAAGCGACCAAUCCGAGUUUCCAUCAGCCGCCCCCAAAUCAACCGACGAAUGAUUUUCUUCCGAUAAAUCCCUCGAUUCCGCCCCCGAAUAUCACGACGCAUCCGCCGCCCCCGCUCGGCCAGUCCCCCAAUUUACCCACGAAUGGAAUGGAUAAUCCGUUCUCGCAACCACCUCCCGGUUAUUUCCCGCCUCCUGGUGUUUUCCCCGAUUUUUCCAAACCGCCUCCCGGGUUCGCCCCGAAUCCCGAACCCCCCGUCGUGGAGGAGCUGGUGCCGACGGCGCCCUACUACGACCUGCCGGCUGGACUCAUGGUGCCGCUGAUCAAGUUGGAAGAUACAUCAUAUAAACCGUUAGAUCCUAAAGAUAUUAGGUUGCCACCACCAGCGCCCCCUAGCGAUCGUCUCCUGGCCGCUGUGGAAGCCUUUUAUUCACUACCCAGCCACGAACGGCCCCGAGACAGUGAAGGUUGGGAAAAGCUAGGUUUGUAUGAAUACUACAAGGCAAAGAACAAUGCGAAACGGCAAAAGGAGGAGCAAAUCGCCGCCGGCCUCCGCGAGAAGUCCAGAAGCCCAAGCCCCAUAGUCCUGCCAAUGGAGAAGGAGCCGUCGCCGCCCAAACGACGGUACACGAGCAAAUCGCCCUCGCCGCAAAGGCGCCGCUCGAAGUCCCGGUCCAAGUCGCGCUCCAGGUCCAGGAGUCCGCGCACGCCGCGCAGGAGGCACUCGCGGAGCGGUGGCCGGAGGCGGAGGAGCGUCUCCAGAUCGCCCUCCAGGUCGCCAGUCAGGCGCUCGCCAUCCCCGCCGCCAACCCUAAGUUUCAGCAGUGCACCACCGAGUUUCGUGCGGAACGAGAAACAGGAAAUCGACUCGACCAAUAAGGGACACCAGAUGUUGCGGAAAAUGGGGUGGGGCGGGAGCGGCUUGGGGGCCAACGAGCAGGGCAUCGACGCCCCCAUCUCCGGGGGGGACGUGCGCGAUCGGCAAGAUCAGUUCAAAGGUGUAGGGUGUAAUUUGAACGAUCCGUAUGAAAACUUUAGGAAAAAUAAGGGGGCCGCGUUCAUUACGCGAAUGAAGGCGCGGGCCGAGGAGAGAGCCAAUGAGAGUAAGUUACUUGACUACUAGGGUCUUUCAUUAUUUUGACUGCGUUUUCGUACCGUAUUUUCCGUGUUAGAGCAUCAUUUUUUACUUUACUUUAAUCAAACGUAAUGUUCCGGUACCUCUUUGACUGUUAUGUUGCGCAAGUGAUUCUCACGUAUUGUAAAGAAAGGUAUGUAAAUAAUUGUAAUGUACAAAUCUACGUCGACUAAAUAAAAAUCCUAUUUUUAAUUAAGUCCACAUUCAUUGUAUUAUAUGAGAAUAAAUUGUUCCAAACAA